AUGCUGGAUCUUCAGACAAACUACUGCAGGGAAGUGGAUUAUUAUCCAAAGACGGUCAGCAAAGCACAAGAUAUGUUGAAGAUUCAUAUGGAUGUGAUCAAGAAUCCGGGAGUGAACCUUUACCAAGAAAAUGACCAACCAAAUCAAGGUAAAGGUAAACCGAAGGACGAUAAGAAAAAGGCAGCAUGUUAUGUAUGUGGCAGCAAGGAUCAUAUGUCUCCAAAAUGCCCAGACAGAAUGCUACCAGAGACUCAAUGGAAAAAUUUGAAACACUAUGUUGAUUAUGGGAAGAAGCUCAAUCUCAAUCAGAUUGGAGCAACUGUCCUAGCUACAGUUCCUGGAACUUCUCCAGCGACAAGUAUUAUCACUGGUGGAACAUCGAGUGUUGCGGGAAGCGUUAACACACCUUUGCAACUUACUGGUACUACAGGUAAUCAAAUGAUGCAAGUUCCUUCAGGAAUGCAGCUCAUAUCCGGGUCGUGUAGCCACUAUAUUUUUUGA
Molecule: messenger RNA, 501 nt
Organism: Cylindrotheca closterium
Lineage: Eukaryota; Bacillariophyta; Bacillariophyceae; Bacillariales; Bacillariaceae
Source: the annotation of a GenBank genome assembly